GAAAAUAACGCAACUGAAGCAAACUUCGCUUCAGACAUCAUUCGACACAUGGCUAGAAGACAGCAUAACAGCUCCUCCCGGGUCUACAGUAACAGUCAGAGGUGGUUCACAGCCCGAAGAGCUGCUUUUUAUUAACCCGAGCUGGUUUUAAAGAGAGCGUCGAGUUUCGACCCAGGAAAGAAGUCACAUACCGGAAAUUAUUCGGUUUGGAAAGAAUUCAGCGACACGAAGGCGGAGUUGAUGGUCGUUAAAGACUCCUCACAUGCGAUGAAAGACAUGGAUGUUUUCAACGGGACCCCUGAGCGAGGACCGAAUGACUUCGAUCUCAUUGAAGAGAUCAUCACAGCGGACGAAGAAAGGACAGCCUGCCUCCCUGGACCUCCUCCCCCUCCUUCUAGCCUCAUGUGCACGCCACACGGUGUCAACCCCAGGAAGCUCCGACAGAGCUCCUCCCAGCCUGUGCUGGUAGCAAGAAGCACCGCAGUUCAGGCACAGCAAAACUGCACCUUCCCCCAACCCCUGCAGAACUCGUGCACUUCAAGAGAGAUGGCUCAUCCUUCGCGGGGAGCUGCCUCUCCAGGCGGUUCCUCUCGCCGUGGUCGAGGCUACUCCCCGUGCUCGCUUGGCUCCAAGACGUCCAACACUGAGAUGCUGGAGCGGCUUCUACAAAAGCCCAAACUGGUGGUGGUGGAGGAGCCCAAAGAGAGAGGCAUGAGGUUUCGCUAUGAGUGUGAGGGACGCUCAGCCGGCAGCAUCCUGGGGGCGUCCAGCACUGAAACCAACAAGUCUCAGCCUGCCAUAGAGAUUCAAGGUCCGAUUGACCACUUAAAAAAGGUCACAGUCACUGUUUCCUUGGUAACCAAAGACCCGCCGCACAGGCCUCAUCCCCACUGCCUCGUGGGUAAAGACUGUCCAAAUGGUUCAGGAAUCUGUGUGGUCAUGAUCAAUCCUCACAGCAACCGGCGGCACAGCUUUGCUAACCUUGGUAUUCAGUGUGUGAGGAGGAAAGAGCUGGACAUUUCACUUCAGAAGAGAAGAAGCCAAAAUAUUGAUCCUUUUCAAACUGGUGAAUCAAAGGGCAUUGAAGACAUGGACAUGAACGCAGUGCGUCUGUGUUUUCAGUGCGAGCUGGAGUGGGAUGAUGGCAGAAAAGACUGUCUCAACCCAGUGGUGUCCAACCCCAUCUAUGACAAGAAGGCCACGACAACGUCUCAGCUGAAGAUCAGCUGUUUGAACCAGAACAGGGGUCCCUGCACCGGCAAGACGGAGAUCUACAUGCUUUGUGACAAAGUGCAGAAAGAUGACAUCGAAAUCAUCUUCAGGCGAGGGUCAUGGAAGGCGAAUGGGGAGUUUGCCCAGACAGACGUUCACCGGCAGAUUGCUAUCGUGUUUAAGACUCCGCCCUACCAGGACCAGGACAUCACAGAGGAGGUGGAGGUCAGCGUCUCCCUGCGUCGGCUCUCAGACCAGAUGGAGAGCGAGCCUGUCAACUUCACGUACCUGCCACACAACCCAGAUCCAUAUGAGGUGAAGCGGAAGAGAAAGAUAAAAUCAGAGAUCAACUUCAGAGAGAAACCUUGUGUGACAGCAGAAAGUGCACCUGCAGCAGAGCAGCCCUUCCACUUCCAACCGCCUCAGACCACGUCUCCAGACGAAAGGCUUUGUGCUGCCCAGCCUGGGACGGCCGCUUUAGCGGAAAUGUGUUACAACGAGUUCCAGGACUCAAUCAGUGGCAACGAUGCGAUGGCCAUCAUUAAUCAGCUGAUGGAGGAAAUACCCGCGCCGCUUUGGGACGUGAUCUCUGACCCGAGCUUCUCCUUGCCCAUGUCCUCCAGCUUUGAACACGGGCCGGAGGGCAACGCCACGUUUGUCAACAUGGACAUGAACUUUAACCAGAACUUGUACACUCAGGACAUUUCCCAUUACAACGACAUGCAGUUCAGCAUGCUCGUCAAUGAGAGUCAGACUUCCCAGUCAGAGGCACAGGACAGCUCCUUCAAUGCGGUUCAGGUGAAGACAGAAGAAGAACUAUGAGGAUGGGCCAGGAUCACGUAGCGCUUUCACACAUUCUCUCUGUCCACUUUAAAAGAAUAAUUAAACAUUCUGGGAAAACAUGUUCAUGACCUUUUCUCCUGUUUCCAGUCUUGUGCCACCUGCUAGCUUCAGCUUCGUAUUCUGCACGCAGACGUGAAAGUGGUGUCGAUCUUCUCCUAAAACACCAGACAAGAAAGCAAAUCAGUGGAUUUCCCAAAAUGUUGAACUUCAGGAGUUAGAGCUAAACAAGAUUAUGUUGUCUACUCACUAACCCCGUGUCUUUAUCUUUGUCUACAGGCCUUGCUGGUCAAGGCUUUAGCAACCAGGAUCAGGUUGACAUUCCUAAAUAUUAAAAUGCUGCUAGCAUUAAUCUUAAGGUCAGAAGAAGGUGAUUCUCAUGGUACUGUAGAACCGUAGAAACCUUUUAAGAAAUUGCUCUGUAUUGUAGUCAAUCAUUGACGCGCUAAGACUGAAAUCCCUGUUAUGUAAUGUUUGUGUCGUCUGUUUUGUUUGCUUCAGUAUGAUUUUGAGGAAACGACAUGACUUCCUACUAGAUGCUGUUGGCAGUGUGAAAGAAAUGUAGUCUGAAAACCCAAAGUUUCAAGUAGAUUUUCCACAUUGUUCUGUUGUUACUCUCUUUUGAUGUGGCUCUCACCCCAGCUGGCUUGUUUAAUAUUUAAUCGAUAGAAACUAGCUUUGCUUGUAUUCGUAGGUCCGUCUGUGUCAGUCUCUUUUGUUCUGCAGUUUCACUCUCGUGCCAGACAUUCGAAUUUCCACUCACAGCUUGUCACAAGUCCAGCUCCACCCCCUUUUUGCUGUAGCACUGUAGUGUCAAUAUUUCCGCAAAGAGACAAAAAUAAAAUGGUAUUUUUGUCAUGUCUCA
This is a messenger RNA of Scatophagus argus, 2917 nucleotides long. It is a transcript of the gene relb, whose product is annotated as v-rel avian reticuloendotheliosis viral oncogene homolog B. The transcript is spliced from 11 exons. The coding region runs from base 241 to 2034 and encodes 597 amino acids. Gene Ontology annotation, biological process: regulation of transcription by RNA polymerase II; innate immune response; response to cytokine. Gene Ontology annotation, molecular function: RNA polymerase II cis-regulatory region sequence-specific DNA binding; DNA-binding transcription factor activity, RNA polymerase II-specific. Gene Ontology annotation, cellular component: cytoplasm. The record is from RefSeq and is a predicted model, not a curated record. NCBI's taxonomy places the organism in Eukaryota, Metazoa, Chordata, Actinopteri, Scatophagidae.